CAGAGCGCAGAAUGCGCGUAUUUUGAACUGUGUACGGUUGGACCGGAGUGAGAGCAAGAGACGCAGCUCGUCUCUUUGACAGGUUCUGUUUGUUUUACACUGUUAAACCGAUAAACGCAACAAGACCUGGGAUUUAACGAUGAGAAAGAGCGAGGUGCUCGCAGCAGAGGCUGUGUCGUGCUUGAAUAAAGCGCUGUGCCAUCUGAAGGACAUCUGGGAAGAGAUCGGUAUCCCGGAGGAUCAGAGACUACAAAGGACUAAUGUUGUCAAGAACCACAUUAAGAAUUUAUUGGAUAUGAUGAUCAAAGAAGAGGAGUCUCUGAAGAAGAGGCUCAUAAGCAGCAUUCAGACAUGCAGGACAGAGAUGGAGAAACUCUGCCUGGAACUUCAGCUUCCUGUGUUUGAGGAAGAGGAGGGUAUUAGCAUGCUCCAGCAGGAGAAGAACAUCCGCACACAGGUUGAGGCUCUGACAAAGGAGAGGACUCAGCGGAUGCAGCAACUGAAGGCUCUGCUGGAGCAGGACCAGGACUUGUGUGACAUCCUGUGCUCCAUGCCGUAUGGCAUUGCUCCAGACUCUGUCCCCUCAGUGGAACAACUGGAGGACUUCCGCCAGCACAUCACCAACCAGAACACAGAAAAGGCAAAGCGGUAUGCUGAGUUCAUGGACCUCAAAAAGCAGAUCAUUUUGUACAUGGGGGAGCUGGACCACAUCCCUGAGACCAGUUUUGAGAAGGAUGUCGUCUGUGAGGAUGAGGACUCUUUUUGCCUUUCCAGAGAUAAUAUCACAUCACUCAAACUGCUGGUUUGUCAGCUGGAGGAACGCAAAGCAGAGAACGAGAUGAUGUGUGAGACUCACCGAGAGAAGAUUCAGCAGCUGUGGGACCGACUGCAGGUUCCCCAGGAGGAGAGAGAAGUCUUCAAUGAACACAUGGUCACAUCAAAGAAGAGGAACCUGGAAGCGUUGCAAGCAGAGGUUCAGCGUCUGGAGGAGCUCAAACUGUUAAACAUCCGCAACGUCACAGAAGCCAUCCGUUCUGAGAUCGCUGUGUUUUGGGAAAAGUGCUUCUUCAGCAUUGACCAGCGACAGGCUUUCACACCAUAUUUUAGCGAGGACUUUACUGAAGAGCUGUUGAGCCUGCAUGAUGCUGAGAUCCAGCGCUUGAAGCAGCAUUAUGAGGAUCACAAAGAGCUUUUUGACGGGGUUCACCGGUGGGAGGAAAGCUGGAGACUCUUCCAAGAGCUGGAGAAGAAAGCCACAGAUCCGACAAGAUUCACAAACAGAGGAGGGAAUCUCCUCAAAGAGGAGAAACAGAGGUCAGAGCUGCAUAAAAGCCUGCCCAAGCUUGAAAAGAAAUUAAAAGCCGAGAUUGAUGCGUGGGAAAGUGAACAGGGUCGGGAAUUUCUAGUAAAUGGCCAGAAGUUUAUGCAGUAUGUGGAAGAACAGUGGGAGCUGCACCGAAUAGAGAAAGAAAAGGAAAAACUGGAGAGGCAUCUCAAGAAGAGCAAACAGACUGAAGAGGACAUGCUGUACGGAACAUCAGUACGGACUCCGACCAAACGCAGAUUCCUUGGUACCACUACACCGAAUAAAUCACGAAAGAUGUUUAACGCAACUUCCAGUAUUUCUAGCGCCACUUCUAACAGCACCAUGCGCUCUGUCUAUGGUGGAACUCUCUGUCGCUCACCUGUGCCCCGCCCACCUCUGUCAGCAAACAAGGGUCUGGCACCACGGACGCCAGGAGGCAGUAAACCCCCCCACCCACGACUACAGGGCUGUAACAAGGAGAACGAGGCUCAGUUGAAGGGGACUCCUGUGAGUGGUGCGUUGCUGACAUCCGCUAGUCCACAGCGUAACUUCAGCAUAGCCUCUGUUGCCAGCACAUAUUCAGAGUUUGUGAGGGACUUGGUCAACACUGAAUCUGUUCAGUCAAGCGAGACCUGUCCAAGGCCUCUAACGCCAAGAUCCAGCACGACGUCCUGAGUUCAACCAUUACCAACCUUUGACCUCUCCACACUGAUGAUGACUGCGUUAGCUAAAAUAUCAUAGUCCAUCCAAUGAAGUUCUGAUCACCUACAAAAUGGAUCACUACCUUUCACUGUUCUCUGCUUUUAUAUGUAAAUGAAGGUAAUAAUAUAUUAAGUGUUGAGUUUGUGAUGAACAAGGAACAAGGUAUCAGUUGUCAGUUACUGAAUCUUUGCCCAGUCUAUCACUGUAACAGAACAAAAAAUGCUUAU
Molecule: messenger RNA, 2235 nt
Organism: Lates calcarifer (barramundi perch)
Lineage: Eukaryota; Metazoa; Chordata; Actinopteri; Centropomidae
Gene: prc1b
Product: protein regulator of cytokinesis 1b
Exons: 15
Coding region: 140-1981 (613 amino acids)
Biological process (GO): mitotic spindle midzone assembly; microtubule cytoskeleton organization
Cellular component (GO): cytoplasm; spindle; mitotic spindle midzone
Molecular function (GO): microtubule binding
Source: RefSeq, a predicted model, not a curated record